This is a messenger RNA of Zingiber officinale, 594 nucleotides long. RefSeq names its product fibrinogen- and Ig-binding protein-like. NCBI's taxonomy places the organism in Eukaryota, Viridiplantae, Streptophyta, Magnoliopsida, Zingiberales, Zingiberaceae. Bases 1 to 594 code for a protein of 197 amino acids. The transcript is spliced from 2 exons. The record is from RefSeq and is a predicted model, not a curated record.
AUGCCCAACGCAAUCCUGGGGAAGCGAGGCAAAGAGAUUAUGUCUGGGCAAGAGGUUCGCCAGGCUAGCACCUCAGCAAGGGCCUCCUCUCAACAGUCGGGUGACCUUAAGUCCCCCGAAGAUGAAUCACUUCCUAUCGAGGCAACUGCUGAUGAGAAGGCUUCCUCUCCAGCUCCCGAGCAGCGCUUGCGCCUUCAAUGCAAGAGACGACAGUCGGAGAAGGUGCGGUCCUUGAAGACCGCCUUCAAGACCAAUGAGUCCAGGCUUAAGUCCGAGGGUCUGAGGCGCGUCCAGAUCCUGGCUGACUUGGAGGCGAGGGACACAGAGGUUACCAGCCUCUCCUCCCAACUACAAGAUCUCCAAAAGGCACAUGCCUUCCUGCGGACAGACCUGGCGGAUAUAACGGCAAAUCUAUCUGCUAGCACCGAUCGGGAGGCCACUCUUCAGAAGCAAUUGGAUGUGGCUCAGGCUACCCUCAAGUAUGUGCAGGCGAAGCUUUCGGUGGCCAAGGUAGAGACAACGGCUGCUAGCCAAGAGUUGGCUAAGGCACGGGACGACACAAACAAGGACAGGAAAGAGCUUAAGGACUAUUAG